GGGGAAGUAGCCAAGCGGAGACCUGAUGCGGUGGGUCCCGGUUGGCCUGUGGGAACCCAAGACGAGGGGUGAAUAUUUAUCAGACAAGAACCUUUCUAAGCACUGUGGAGGACACAAAGAUCUGUUUGAUGAAGGGCUUUCUCUCAAGGAUCUCACCCUUGGAUAGUUCCCCAAGUAGGAUAUUUCAUCAGUUUCCCGACUAGAACAACAACCAAAUGAAGAGGAAGCAUGACAGUAGGCUGUGCGUGGUGAAUGUAGCGGCUCCAUCAGGCUGGCAGGAGACCAGAGCUCUCAGGCUAUUGUCAACAACAUCCUCAAUCUGUGGCUUUGAUCCUUAUGGCUAUCUCAUGGUUACCAGAUGGCUGCUCCACCUCCAGCAUCACAUCCAUAUUCCAAGAAAGAGAAGGAGGAGGAGCAAGAGAGAAAGGGAAAGAGAAGAAAGCAACAACAGAAAGUGGUGCUAAUAUCAGAAAAGCAGAACUCCCCAAAGCCUUCAGCAUGACCAGACCGAGAAACCAGAGCUCCACAACCUAGAGAUUCUUGUAUCUGGAGAUCUUGUGGCCUUGACCUGUACCAUCAAAGGCACCUGUGCAAAGAAACCAAAGCCCUUUCACUUUCGUGGAAUUGGCCCAACCAUGUCUUCCAAUGCAGAUGGCUCCAGCAACUCCCCCUCCUGGUGCUGCACUUCACCCCGAAACCUCAGGAUUAUGGCACCACUCCCAGAUGUCAUUUGAACUUCUCCCUAGCUAAGUUGACCAGAAGUAGCAUGGUCAUGCUCCAGGCGGUCUCACCCACUAGGCUGCUCUAUUCAUCUUGUUCCUUGGAGAAGACUCUACGGUGCAACUGUUCCUUCCAUGGGAUCCCCACACCCUCUGUGCAAUGGCUGAUGGAAGGUGUUCCUGUGAAUGUGAACAGCACAGACAACAUCCUCCAGGUAACUUCCACCAUAAUUGGCCCCUGGGCCAACAGUACCGUCAGCCUCAUCGGGGAGCCAGAAAUAGUCAUGAGUCUCCGCUGUGAGGGGAAGAACCAAUAUGGAAUCCAUACUUCAAGCAUCUUCCUCCUACCAGAUAAGCAUUCAGUUUACAGUGUGUUCAUGAAAGGGCUGACCCAGGGCAUUGUGUAUGGAUUCAUUGCAUCGGCACUGUUCUUCUUCUUCCUUGUCCUCCUCGUAAUGAAGAUUCUUCAAUGGUGGGAGGACAGUCACAUUCCCAAGGCCAGAGAAGCCCCAAUUAAGAAGCCAGGGCUGCCGGAGGAGCCAGAGACAACUGUGGAGUCUGAAGCCAAAACGCCUGGGCCUGGAUUGGAGCCUAGGGCUCCUGAGAGAGAAGGACAGACUGUGGACAGACAAACUCCCAGACGGAUCAAGACACAGGCAUGGCUCGAAGACUCAGAGACCUACUCGCCCAGCCAGACUGCUCUCCUGUGUGCUGGGCCUCUCGGUCCGCCCCCACCAGGGACACGCCUGCUUCCUGCCCGUGAGCAGUGACUGGGCCAGCAGGGACGGACAGAGGAGUCUGGGGGAGGCAGCACUAGGAAAUGGGCUAAUGCUAUUUCAGAGGCCACACAGGCACUGUGACUCAGAGUGACAGUCACCCUCCUGAGGCCUCAGGCACUGCCGAGCAAAUCCAGCCUCAGCGCUCUGCAGAGAGAAAUGGAUACCUUUGGAGGGAAGCGCCUGAAAGCCCCAGAGGCCUCUCUGCAGGGACAGUGGGGGUCAUGAAGCCCGUCCUCCACACCCCCACAUUGCAAAUGGGGAGACUGAGGCUCAGAGUGCCUCAGUGCACACAGCAAGCACACUGCCCAAGACCCGUCCACCCCAGGACCCUUGGUCCCUGGAGCAGCUCUCCCUGGCCCCGGCCAUUUUCUCCUGACCUUAUAAGACUCUAGUGCAGAGGUUACAAAUUCAAGAGCCCCCACUGGCCCCGCAGAUAACAAACGGGUGCAGUUGGCCUGGUGGGGACCUCGUCCACCUUGAGAUCAGGCUCCCCCCCUGAAGGGGGCGCCAGCAGCAGCGAACUCAGCUCCAACUCUUCCCUCCCAGCAGGAGUAAGAUCUGAACUACUGGGUCUUCUGGUUUUUGUUUUAUCUGCCAUCUACCCAUAUGUAUCAUCUAUCUAU
Messenger RNA from Hyaena hyaena (striped hyena), 2121 nucleotides. Its product is annotated as SIGLEC family-like protein 1. The record is from RefSeq and is a predicted model, not a curated record. Gene Ontology annotation, molecular function: sialic acid binding. Bases 767 to 1489 code for a protein of 240 amino acids. NCBI's taxonomy places the organism in Eukaryota, Metazoa, Chordata, Mammalia, Carnivora, Hyaenidae. Gene Ontology annotation, biological process: cell adhesion. Gene Ontology annotation, cellular component: plasma membrane. The transcript is spliced from 7 exons.